Helianthus annuus (common sunflower) is the source of this 2013-nucleotide messenger RNA. RefSeq lists its product as uncharacterized. The record is from RefSeq and is a predicted model, not a curated record. Gene Ontology annotation, biological process: DNA integration. Gene Ontology annotation, molecular function: nucleic acid binding; RNA-DNA hybrid ribonuclease activity. The transcript is spliced from 5 exons. Bases 1 to 2013 code for a protein of 670 amino acids. Lineage: Eukaryota; Viridiplantae; Streptophyta; Magnoliopsida; Asterales; Asteraceae.
AUGACAGGGAUCCCUCGAAACAUUGCUGAACAUGAGUUAAGGAUACCACCAGACAUUAAGCCUGUGGUCCAAAAGAAAAGAAGUCUAGCGCCUGAGAGAAGCCUGGCUGCUUGCCAGGAGGUUGAAAAUCUUGUGUCAGCCGGCAUUCUCCGAGAAGUCAAGUACCAAUCAUGGGUUGCAAACCCAAUUAUGGUCCGAAAGCCAGAUAACUCCUGGAGGAUGUGCAUAGACUUCAAGGAUCUCAACAAGGCUUGUCCAAAAGAUUGCUACCCAUUACCAGAAAUCGAUCUCAAAGUUGACUCCCUCACCGGUUACCCUUUCAAGUGUUUUCUUGAUGCUUACAAAGGGUACCAUCAAAUACUCAUGAAAGAAGAAGAUGAGGAAAAGACAGCGUUCCACACUGAUAAAGGGAUCUUUUGUUAUCGGGAGAUGCCUUUUGGCCUCAAAAACGCUGGAGCAACCUACCAACGACUAGUUGACAAAGCCUUUUUAAGUCAAAUUGGUCGAAACAUGGAGACUGAGGAGGCUGAAGGAGCCUUCAACCAGAUGAAACAACAUCUAGCUUCCUUGCCAGACAUUGCAGCCCCCGAAACAGGAGAGUUAAUCUCAGUAUACCUUUCAGUUGCUGAAGAGGCCAUAAGCGCGGUCCUCACCAUUGAGCGAGACAAGGUUCAGACCACCAACAAUGAAGCUGAAUACGAGGCACUGAUCGCCGGCUUAAGACUAGCCAAAGAAAUGAAAGUCCAAAAGCUUAAAGUGUUCACAGAUUCAUUGUUGGUCUCAAGUCAAGUAAACGACAGCUAUGUUGCAAAAGAGCCCAACAUGAAAAGAUACAGAGAGAAAUCCAAAGAGCUGAUGAAAACCUUCCAAGAAUGCAACAUCAAGCAAAUUCCCAGGUCCCAAAACAAAAAGGCGGAUGCCUUGAGUAAGCUUGCAUCUCUCACUUUUGCCCACCUUACCAAGAAGGUGUUGGUAGAAGUGCUAAAGGCCCCGUCAAUCGAUGAAUUGGAAGUUCAAGACGUAGUCACCGAGGAAGAACCAAAUUGGAUGACUCCAAUCAAGAAAUUCCUUAAAAAUGGUGAAUUGCCAAGAGAUCAAAUAGAAGCCGAAAGGGUCAAGAUCAAAGCAAGGCAAUAUGUGCUACAAGGUGAAACCCUUUACAAAAAGGGUUAUCUUGCACCCCUGCUAAGAUGUGUUGGCCCUGAGCAACGUGAGUAUUUGAUCAAAGAAAUUCACGAAGGUAUAUGCGAAGCUCAUUUUGGUGCCAGGUCGGUGGUUGCACAACUCAUGAACCUUGGGUAUUUUUGGCUCUCGAUGCAUCAGGAUACCAGUGAGCAGUUGAGAAAAUGUGAUGCCUGCCAGAUUCAUGCACUAAUCCCAAAAAGUCCCAAGCAUGACCUUGUCCUAAUAACCUCAGCAUGGCCAUUCUAUAAAUGGGGGAUGGACAUUGUCGGUCCAUUUCCCCCAAGAAAAGGCGGAGUAAAGUUCUUACUGGUGGCCAUAGAUUAUUUCACCAAGUGGCCGGAGGUUAAACCACUUGCAAAGAUCACGAGCAAGCAGGUCAUUGACUUCGUUUGGGAGAACAUUAUUUGCCGUUAUGGAUUGCCGGGAGUACUUGUCACUGACAAUGGAAAGCAAUUUGCUAAGAAGCCUUUCAGCGUUUGGUGCAAAGAAUACAGGAUCAAUCAAGUUUUCAGCUCAGUGGCUUACCCGCAAUCAAACAGUCAAGUUGAAAGGACGAAUCGAAGCAUAGUGGAAGGGAUCAAAACAAGAUUGGGAAGGUAUGAAAGCAACUGGCUUGAAGAAUUGCCAGGCGUUUUAUGGGCAAUCCGGACAACCGAAAAAACAAGCCAUAAAAGAACACCUUAUAGUCUAGUAUUUGGGUCUGAGGCUAUAAUUCCUGCUGAAAUAGGAGUUGUUUUUGAGAUUGUUCUGAUUGAUUGUUUUGAAGAAUUUUGGCUGAGAAACUUGAAGAUUGGAAGACUGAAGUUGUUAGGAAAAUCAGGAAAAUGA